CCACGAAAUUACACGGAAGUGACGACAUCGAACCUCCGUCUUUUUCCUCAGAGUCCAAAACUGGUCUUUUGUGGCAAUGGCAAAGCUGAUUUUGCAGUUCCUAAAAUUGACUGUUUUAUGCUUCGCUGUCGACGCUGUGUUUGAGGAUCAGGUCGGAAAAUUUGACUGGAGGCAGCAAUAUGUUGGCAAGGUCCACUUUGCCCAUUUUGAUGCUCAUAUGCAGUCAUCCAAAAAGGUCAUUCUGGCAACUGAGAGGAAUGUCUUUGCUGCAGUGAAUACCAGGACUGGAGAACUUUUAUGGCGACAUGUAGAUAAGACCGGGCCAGAGGGACACAUCGAUGCUCUUCUGCAUCACGGACAAGAUGCGGUGCUGGUGGUGGGGAAUGGCCGCAUUCUGCGCUGCUGGGAUGUAAAUGUUGGUGGUUUGAACUGGGAGAUUGUGCUUGACUCUGGCAGUUUCCAGGCUGCAUGUUUAGUCGGCCAGCACGACAUAGUGAAGCAGGUGGCUGUUCUGAAGAAAACCGCCUUGUCUCUCCAUUAUCUUUCUAAUGGUCAUCAAAAAUGGAUUGAGAAUCUUCCAGACAGUGAAACUGUCGAUUACCAGUUUGUGUAUUCUGGCGGAAACGGGGAAGUGUACGUACUGGGAGUCCUGCCUAAUUCCCACAUUGCUGUUGUCACAUAUAGUGUGGAUGAUGGAGAGAUAAUCAAGCAGAUCUCAGUUGAAGCUCCAUGGCUGUCCAACAUACAGGCCAGCUGUGCUGUGGUUGGGCAGGGAAUAUUAACAUGUGUGGAUGCUGCCUCAGCAUCUCUCUACACAGUUGAUGUUCAUGCACAGUCACAAAUGACCCAAAUCCCUCUGCAGUCACUCGGACUUGAAGUUUCACCUGACUUCCGUCCAGUAUUGGUGUCCACCCAGCCUAAUCCGGCCCGGCGCCCACUUUGGGAGUUCUUUCUUCAGCUCAGUCCUGAUCAUCACCUGCUUCUCCAGCUCAACAAUGGUCAGAUAGUGAUACUGAGGGACUUCAAGCCUGCUAUGUUGGCUGCAUUUUCCACCACUGGAGAAAAGACUGUUGCUGCUGUUAUGUCACCCAAGAACAAAACAGCCUGCAGUCUUAACCUGUUCAGUGCCGAAACCGGGCGCAGACUUCUUGACACCACCUUGAUUUAUAAUAUGGAUCCUAAUGGUGGAAAAGCAGAGAAGCUGUAUGUGCAGUCGUUCCUGAAGAAAGACGACUCCGUUGGGUACAGGGUCAUGGUGCAGACUGAGGACCAUGCACUGAGCUUUAUACAGCAGCCAGCGCGUGUCAUGUGGACCAGAGAGGAGUCCCUUUCAGACGUGGUAACCAUGGAAAUGGUGGAUCUGCCCCUCACGGGAACGCAGGCGGAACUGGAGGGGGAGUUUGGCAAAAAGGCUGACGGCCUGAUGUCCAUGGUGCUGAAGCGCCUCUCCUCUCAACUCAUCCUGCUGCAGGCCUGGAUUUCACACCUGUGGAAGCUCUUCUACGAUGCACGCAAACCUCACAGCCAAGUUAAAAACGAAGUGACCAUUGAGACCCUGUCCAGAGACGAAUUCAACUUGCAGAAAAUGAUGGUCAUGGUUACCGCAUCUGGCAAGCUCUUUGGCAUUGACAGCAAGACUGGUACUAUUUUAUGGAGGCACUAUCUUGACAACAUCCCAUCCAAUGCUGCCUUCAAACUCAUGGUGCAACGGACUACUGCACACUUCCCUCACCCGCCUCAGUGCACACUUCUCAUCAAAGACAAGGACACUGGCUUAACCGCACUCCAUGUAUUUAACCCCAUCUUUGGGAAGAAGAGCCAUGUCACCCCACCUUCUCUGGCUCAACCCAUACUUCAGUCACUCAUGCUUCCCCUCAUGGACCAGGAUUAUGCCAAAGUCUUGCUUCUGGUCGAUGACCAGUAUAAGGUGUCUGCCUUCCCCUCCACAAAGAAUGUCCUGCAGCAGCUCCAGGAAGUGGCCUCAUCUAUAUUCUUUUACCUCGUAGACGCUAGCCAAGGGAGACUGUGCGGUUACAGACUGCGAACGGAUUUGUCCACUGAGCUGAUCUGGGAGGUGGCCAUCCCCAGAGAGGUGCAGAAAAUUGUCUCGGUCAAAGGGAAAAGGUCAAACGAGCAUGUGCACUCCCAAGGCCGAGUAAUGGGAGAUCGCAGUGUGCUCUACAAGUACCUGAACCCCAACCUACUGGCUGUUGUGACUGAGAGCACAGACUUGCACCAGGAGCGAAGCUUUAUUGGCAUCUUACUGAUUGAUGGUGUGACUGGUCGGAUUAUCCACGAGGCCAUUCAGAGGAAGACCAGAGGACCGGUUCAUGUUGUGCACUCUGAAAACUGGGUUGUAUAUGAGUAUUGGAGCACCAAGUCUCGCAGGAAUGAGUUCUCUGUGAUUGAACUGUACGAGGGCAUGGAGCUGUACAACAGCACCGUGUUCAGCUCUCUGGAUCGGCCGCAUUCCCCUCAGGUGCUCCAACAGUCUUACAUUUUCCCUUCGGCCAUCUCCACCAUGGAGGCCACGCUGACAGAGAAGGGCAUCACCAGUCGCCAUCUACUUAUUGGCUUGCCUUCGGGAGGGAUUUUGUCCCUGCCCAAAAUGUUCCUCGACCCUCGGAGACCUGAGAUAAUCUCUGAGCAGAGCAGGGAGGAAAACCUAAUCCCUUAUGCUCCGGAGUUGCUCAUCCGCACUGAAUGGUUCAUCAACUACAAUCAAACAGUCUCAAGGGUACGAGGAAUUUAUACUGCCCCCUCCGGACUGGAGUCCACAUGUCUAGUGGUGGCUUAUGGUCUGGACAUCUACCAGACGCGCGUCUACCCCUCCAAACAAUUUGACGUGCUGAAAGACGACUAUGACUACAUGCUGAUAAGCAGCGUCCUCUUCGCACUCUUCUUUGCCACAAUGAUCAGCAAGCGCCUCGCGGAAGUCAAACUGCUUAAUAGGGCAUGGCGGUAAAGCAGUCAGUCAGCAUCCGUCCUGUCUGUUGGCAGCCUGGAUGCUGCAUGUUGGACCUCAGAGACUGAGAGAGAUCUAGUAGGCCCAUAAGGAACUGCAGGGGUGCAUGGUGGAGUUUAUGGAAUAAAGGUUUUAACUUAUUUGCAGGCAAAGGAGUGAGGUCAUAGAGGAGUAAUUGUAUUUGUGCCAUGUUUGAAUGAAAGGUGACUAACAAAUUGAAA
Molecule: messenger RNA, 3186 nt
Organism: Doryrhamphus excisus (bluestripe pipefish)
Lineage: Eukaryota; Metazoa; Chordata; Actinopteri; Syngnathiformes; Syngnathidae
Gene: emc1
Product: ER membrane protein complex subunit 1
Biological process (GO): protein folding in endoplasmic reticulum
Cellular component (GO): EMC complex
Molecular function (GO): protein binding
Source: RefSeq, a predicted model, not a curated record